Molecule: messenger RNA, 3311 nt
Organism: Myotis davidii
Lineage: Eukaryota; Metazoa; Chordata; Mammalia; Chiroptera; Vespertilionidae
Gene: ADAM11
Product: ADAM metallopeptidase domain 11
Exons: 25
Coding region: 55-2397 (780 amino acids)
Biological process (GO): proteolysis
Molecular function (GO): metalloendopeptidase activity
Source: RefSeq, a predicted model, not a curated record
UCCCGCUGCAGGGCAGCUUGUCUAGUCCCCCAGGCCGCCCAGGGCAAUGCCCGCAUGGAGGGUGGGGGUGCCCAACCCAUUCCCAGGUCUCCCGCCCUACGGUGGGCAUCUGCCUACAGCUAUGGCCUUGUCUCCCCAGGUCUUGGGACCUGGGGUCCUGCUGGAGUUCUGCGUUGGAGGGUCGCACCUCAGUUGUGGGGCCCAGAAGUGCCUGAGGUCACAGAGCCCAGCCGCCUGGUGGGGGAGAGCUCCGGGGGAGAAGUCCGGAAGCAGCAGUUGGACACCAGGGUCCGCCAGGAGCCACCCGGUGGCCCCCCUGUCCACCUGGCCCAGGUGAGUUUCGUCAUCCCAGCCUUCAACUCCAACUUCACUCUGGACCUGGAGCUGAACCAUCACCUCCUCUCCUCCAAAUACGUGGAGCGCCAUUUCAGCCGCGAGGGGACAACCCAGCGUAGCACGGGGGCGGGAGACCACUGCUAUUACCAGGGGCGGCUCCGAGGGAACCCCCACUCCUUUGCUGCUCUCUCCACCUGCCAAGGGCUGCAUGGGGUCUUCUCCGACGGGAAUUUCACCUACAUCGUGGAGCCCAGAGAGAUGGCCGGGCCUCGGGAAGCCCCCCGGGGACCACAUCCCCACCUCAUUUACCGGACCCCGCUCCUCCCAGCCCCCAUUGGAUGCAGGGAACCAGACUGCCUGUUCGCCGCCCCGGUCCAUUCUGCUCCUCCGGACCGGCCGAGGCUGAGAAGGAAAAGGCAGGUCCGCCGGGGCCACCCUACAGUGCACAGUGAGACCAAGUAUGUGGAGCUGAUCGUGAUCAACGACCACCAGCUGGUAAGUUCCCAGGCUGCGGGCGACUCCGGGGGGAGGCCGGAAUCCGUGGUGAACCUGGCCGAUGUGAUGUACAAGGAACAGCUCAAUACCCGGAUAGUGCUGGUUGCCAUGGAAACGUGGGCAGACGGGGACAAGAUCCAGGUGCAGGAUGACCUCCUGGAGACCCUGGCCCGUCUCAUGGUCUAUCGGCGGGAAGGCCUGCCUGAGCCCAGCGAUGCCACCCACCUCUUCUCGGGCAGGACUUUCCAGAGCACCAGUAGUGGGGCUGCCUACGUGGGAGGCAUCUGCUCUCUGUCCAGGGGUGGGGGUGUGAAUGAGUACGACAAUAUGGGGGCCAUGGCAGUGACCCUGGCCCAGACGCUGGGGCAAAACCUGGGCAUGAUGUGGAAUAAACACCGGAGCUCAGCAGGGGACUGCAAGUGUCCGGACAACUGGCUGGGCUGCAUCAUGGAGGACACUGGGUUCUACCUGCCCCGCAAGUUCUCGCGCUGCAGCAUCGAUGAGUACAACCAGUUUCUGCAGGAGGGCGGCGGGAGCUGCCUCUUCAACAAGCCCCUCAAGCUGCUGGACCCCCCUGAGUGCGGAAACGGCUUCGUGGAGGCAGGGGAGGAGUGCGAUUGCGGUUCUGUACAGGAGUGCAGCCGAGCGGGCGGGAACUGUUGCAAGAAGUGCACCCUGACUCACGACGCCAUGUGCAGCGACGGGCUCUGCUGUCGCCGCUGCAAGUACGAGCCUCGGGGUGUGUCCUGCCGAGAGGCCGUGAAUGAGUGCGACAUCGCGGAGACCUGCACUGGCGACUCUAGUCAGUGUCCCCCCAACCUACACAAACUGGACGGUUACUACUGUGAUCAUGAACAGGGCCGCUGCUACGGAGGUCGCUGCAAAACCCGGGACCGGCAGUGCCAAGCCCUGUGGGGCCACGUGGCUGCUGAUCGCUUCUGCUAUGAGAAGCUGAACGUGGAGGGGACCGAGCGUGGCAACUGUGGGCGCAAGGGGUCCGGCUGGGCCCAGUGCAAUAAGCAGGACGUGCUCUGUGGCUUCCUCCUCUGCGUCAAUAUCUCCGGAGCUCCUCGGCUGGGGGACCUGGGAGGAGACAUCAGCAGUGUCACCUUCUACCACCAGGGCAAGGAGCUGGACUGCAGGGGUGGCCAUGUGCAGCUGGCCGAUGGCUCAGACCUGAGCUACGUGGAGGACGGCACAGCCUGUGGGCCCAACAUGCUGUGCCUCGAUCAUCGCUGCCUGCCCGCCUCUGCUUUCAACUUCAGCACCUGCCCGGGCAGUGGGGAGCGCCGCAUCUGCUCCCACCACGGGGUCUGCAGCAACGAAGGGAAGUGCAUCUGCCAGCCAGAUUGGACGGGCAAAGACUGCAGUAUUCACAACCCCCUGCCGACAUCUCCGCCCACGGGGGAGACGGAGAAAUAUAAGGGUCCCAGCGGCACCAACAUCAUCAUUGGCUCCAUCGCCGGGGCUGUCCUGGUUGCAGCCAUCGUCCUGGGCGGCACAGGCUGGGGAUUUAAAAACAUCCGACGAGGAAGGUAUGACCCGACCCAGCAGGGGGCAGUGUGAUGCUGGCCACGUCAUCCCUCCGCUGUCCCUGUCUCCAUCUCAUUUGUCACCUCGCAUUCUGUUGAUGGGAGCUCAGGGCUGCUUCCCCCACCCCCACCGUCACUGCUGUCCCUGCAGGGGUGGGAGAGGAAAGUCCUUAGCCUGCCCUUGCCACUUCCUCUUGCCCAAACAUCCCCUCAGGUCCAUUUGCUCCUGCUCUUCCUAUGGCCACACCACCCCUGGCCAGGGAGACGCUGGAGCUGUGCCCCCAUCCCUCCCCCACCCCCGCUCUCCGCAGCCCCCAUCCCUGGAAGGGAGCCUCCCUCUGCCUCCCAUCUGUUUUGUCUUUCAUGUCACCGCUGUCUGACCUCCUGCCAGCUCCCCUCCCUGGCCAGCCUUUGACUUGCUGCCCCAGGGCCCGGCUUGGGGUGAGGGGAGGGGUCUGUCUCUGGGCCCCCCCUCAUAUGAUGCCCCCAUGCCCCGUCUGCCUUCCAGGUCCGGAGGUGCCUAAGUGCCACCCUCCCUCCGAGCCUGGCGCCCACAUCUCAGCCAUGAGCUAGGAGGCUGCCUCCUCUCAGCCAUGGAGGGAGGCACCAUGCAAUGUCUUCCGGGCCCAAGCCUUCCAACUCCUGGCCCCACGGGGGUGUGGGUGGGGGGCUGUGGCCCUGCCCUUCACACCAUCAGGGUGGACCAUUCAGGGCCAUUGCCCUCGUGGUCCCCCACCCCACCUCAUGUGGCUUUGGCCUUGCACACCACCUCUCCCUGUGUGAAUGUAGCUUCCAUCAUCAGAUUGCCACAGCUCAGGUGGCAAGGGAGGGCUAGAGCAAUGCCCCCAGGGGCAUGGCCUGGCAUGGCCCUUCCUCAAAGCCAGGCAGCUGGGACCGGGUUUUAGCUUUCUGGGACUUGGGGAGAGGGGGCUGACAUCUACUUUAAAA